Camelina sativa (false flax) is the source of this 1247-nucleotide messenger RNA. RefSeq lists its product as uncharacterized. Gene Ontology annotation, molecular function: zinc ion binding. NCBI's taxonomy places the organism in Eukaryota, Viridiplantae, Streptophyta, Magnoliopsida, Brassicales, Brassicaceae. The record is from RefSeq and is a predicted model, not a curated record.
CAUUCAUCUAAUGGACUACUCGUGGAUUGGAAGUACAAUCUUUAUCCUAAUCCCAAGUUUGCAUCGUUCUGUGGUGUGUUUUGGUCCUUUCAACAGUCUAUAAAAGGGUUUCAACACUGUAGACCUCUGAUCGUAGUAGACACCAAAAUCUUGAACGGUGAGUACCAAUUGAACUUGAUGAUUGCCUCGGGGGUUGAUGCAGCCAACAAAUUUUUUCCUCUUGCAUUUGCGGUUACUAAAGAAUUGUCCACUGACAUUUGGCGUUGGUUUCUCACUGGAAUCAGAGAGAAGAUGACACAAAGGAAAGGUAUUUGCUUCAUCUCCAGUCCUAACCCCGAAAUACUUGCUGUUAUAAACGAACCAGGGUCUCUGUGGCAAGAACCUUGGGCUUAUCACAGGUUCUGUCUGAAUCGUUUUUGCUCCCAAUUCUCUCUUGUUUUUCCAAGCUUACACCUGAAGUUUCUCAUGUGGCGGGAUGGAUCCACGAGUCAGAAGGAACAGUUUGUUUCCUACAUGAAGAGAAUCGAACAAGCCAACCCAGAAGCUCGGAAAUGGUUAGACCAAAUCCCUCUAUAUCAGUGGGCUCUAGUUCAUGACAGUGGUCGGAGAUAUGGAAUCAUGGAGAUAAAUACAAAAGCUUUGUUUGCAGUUUGUAAAGCAUUUGAGCUGGCUGAUAAUGUAGUGACAGGUUCGGUGCUGCUUUUAUUUGAUGAGCUGAGAUCCUCUUUUGACAAGUCUUUUAAUUGUAGCCGUAGUUCUCUUAACUGCGGCGAUGUGUACACCGAACCUGUCAUGGACAAGCUUGAAGAAUUCAGGACAUGUUUCGUUACUUACAAUUACAUUGUAAUGCCGGUAGACAAUAAUGCGUUUCAGGUCACAUCACCGUUACAAAAGGAUGAAUGGAUUGUUAAGCUGAGCGACUGCACCUGCUCGUGUGGCGAGUUUCAACGUUUCAAGUUCCCUUGUUUACAUGCUCUAGCUGUCUGCAAGAAGCUGAAGUUCAACCCUUUGCAGUAUGUGGAUGACUGCUACACUCUCCAACGGUUAAACAGAACUUACGCCGCCACUUUUUCUCCUGUUCCAGAAAUAUCAGCUUGGCCAGAAGCUUCUGGAGUUCCGAGAUUGCUUCCUCCUUUCAUUCCACCGUCACCGCCGCCAUCACCACCAUACAAAUAAGGUAGUAAGAAGAAGAGCUGGAAGAUGGAUUUGACAUUUGAGUCGAACCGAGGCAGAGGCAUUUUGGUGAA